AAUAUGGGAGAUGUUGAUGAUAAGGAAAUUCCUGAAUGUAUAUAUCGUAAUAUAAUGGUUAGACAUCAAAUUUUUAUUCCACCCAACUUGAAAAAGGUCAUUCAAAAUAUGAGUGAGAGGAUACAAAAGUUGGAGAAUAAGAUUCAAGAUUUAAUCAAUGAAACUCAAAACAAAAGAUUAGAUGAGAAUGCAGAUGAAGAACUUCGUGCUAUUAGGGUAGAUGAUGAUCUGAAGAUUACAGCAGAAAAUGAAAAAUGGUUUCUUCGUUAUUGGUGCUCGAAAAAUGGUUGCUUGAUUGCGCAGUCCGAUGACGAUUGCCCCUUAAAAAAAUGUUUUGACGGCGAUUGUGGUUGUAAGACUGAUAAUGAUUGUCCAGGGGUAUUCUCUUUCUGCUAUCCAGUCCUAGAGAGAGAUCUUGGAAAUUGUAAAUUAUGCAAAACCGAUGAUGAUUGUGCUAAAGCAGAUAUGCUUUAUGGAAGAUUUUGUGUGAAUGGCAAUUGUAAAGUUUGUACUAACCAUAGUCACUGUAAUGACAGAUAUAUUUGUAGGAAUAAUGGUUGUGUGCAAUGUCAAAAAAAUUUUGAUUGUCCUUCUUUUUUAGAAGGAUAUUGUAAUACUGAGCAAGAUAUCAAGGCUGUAUUGGAGAUAGUGGUUGUCCAAUUGGCCUAUAUUGUAAUAAUAAUUUUUGCUGUAAAAAUGCAAACUGCUCCUGUACAACGAGUUUUAAUUGUCCUCAAGCUAGAUAUUGUACUAAUGGAACAU
Molecule: messenger RNA, 762 nt
Organism: Racocetra persica
Lineage: Eukaryota; Fungi; Glomeromycota; Glomeromycetes; Diversisporales; Gigasporaceae
Source: the annotation of a GenBank genome assembly